This is a messenger RNA of Acaulospora morrowiae, 1395 nucleotides long. The record is from the annotation of a GenBank genome assembly. NCBI's taxonomy places the organism in Eukaryota, Fungi, Glomeromycota, Glomeromycetes, Diversisporales, Acaulosporaceae.
AACGAGCUUGGAGGUGUAGAGCUAACUCCGACUUCGAAGAUUAGCAAGCACUUCUCUUCCCAACCAGUCGACGAGCACAUUAAUAUCAUAGUACAGCAUCCGGUUGAAACGAAAGAGAUCCAUUGUACUGGAGGCAAAGCCAAGAAGUCUACCAAAUACCAGCUCUCUGUGCCUCCUGUCGAAGUCGAAAGUUGCGGAAACACCAAAACUAAAAGCCUGCCGUGCUAUCUUGAUAGACUUCCUAUCCAUGCUAAAUACUCAUGUAUGGAGGAGGACUGGGUAAUAGAAGAUGUAAUCUUAAGCAACAAUUUAAAGGGAACUGGUAUAAUUAGACGUGGCCACUUCAACUUUUCGGAUACGGUGUGUACAUCGCAGAUAAGCGAUGAGCACUGGAAAAAUGUCUUGACCCCAUUUUUGACACGGCACAAGUUGAAAAAAGCGCUUUCCACGGAGGAUGACGAAAAAAAGCUGGUGGAAAUGUUCGGAGAGGAAAAUAAACAGAAGCUCUUAGAGCAAGGAAACCUAAAAUUGAUAGUCAGCUUGUGUGAUACCGAAGAGGACACCAUAAAGGUCCUUGAAAUAGUGAAGCGAAUAAGAUUAGCUUUAUAUCUUAAAGAAUUUUCCGAUUGUCGGACUCUAAAUUCACUAGAGACGAAAUGGACAACAUCUAUUCCUUCUGACAUUCUAGACAAGCGGUUGCGAGACAUUUGUUGGGCAUCUGAGCUUAUAAAAUGGGUGAUCAUGCAAUGGCAAGAUGGUACCUUCCUUAAGGAAACGAAGGAACCAUGGGUGAAAACACAGCUAACGUCACAACUUCUUGGACCAGUGAUUGCAGUAAAACAUGAUGAAACUGAGUAUGACGUAGAAAAGAUUGUUGCUAAUAAUAAGAAAUUAUUAUCUCCAAAAAUAAAAGCAAAGAUCCGUAUAGAUGGGCUUGACUAUGCUAAAGAAUUUGAAAAUGUCUGGGUGGAGUUGAAGGGUACUCAGCAUGAAUCUGAAAACAGCAACAACCUUGAGGAUAUAGAUGUAAUGCUCAAAGGCUUCUCGGUAAUGUCUGCAACGCAAGCUCUAACAAUGCCGGAAGAAGCAAAAAAGAAGAUUGGCGAAUUAGAAUUCUUUGGUAUAAGAGGGAUUGGAAAUCACUUUCAAUUCUGGGGUUGUCGUCAAACUUCCAGAUACCUUAUGUGCUCGUAUCUGUUGGGUGAGUUUUACUUACCAUUAUUUGAGGGAAGAGAGGGUAGUGGCUUACAGGAACUGUUGCAUGCGAUAAGUGUUGUUUACUCAUUCAAAACAAGAGUGGAAGUCAGUAAAUUGGCAUUUCAUCGGAUUAUGUCUUCGGCAAUUUAUGAGAGAAAUUUUAAUGCUGACUCACCAAUCCAGACAAAAAGAGUUUAG